Molecule: messenger RNA, 1467 nt
Organism: Diaporthe amygdali
Lineage: Eukaryota; Fungi; Ascomycota; Sordariomycetes; Diaporthales; Diaporthaceae
Product: dyp-type peroxidase family protein
Exons: 5
Coding region: 1-1467 (488 amino acids)
Cellular component (GO): cytosol
Molecular function (GO): peroxidase activity; heme binding
Source: RefSeq, a predicted model, not a curated record
AUGACUUCAAACAUCGAUCUCAACAACAUCCAAGGGGACAUCCUAUCUGGACUUCCCAAGAAAGCCGAGACUUUCUACUUCUUCGAGAUUGACAAAAACCAUGUUGAUGCGUUCCGUGCUCAGCUGGCCAACGUCGUGCCUUUAAUCGCCUCCGACAAGAGUGUCUCGUCUGGUCGGGAACAGAUUGUGGCGCACAAGAAGAGUCACUCAGGCCUUUUGUCUCUCGCUUUCGCAAAUAUUGCUUUCUCCUCAAAAGGUCUCAACAAGAUCGGAAUCGAUGCAGCAGGAGCCAAGGACACCGGCUUCACUUCCGGCAUGUUGCCAGAUGCGAAAGAACUCGGUGACGCUGGGACAUCAGCCGAUGGAAAGCCUUUCGAUCCUAAGUGGGUUCCUGAAUUUAAAAAGGGGUCCAUCGACGGCGUCAUCGUCGUUGCGGGAGAUUGCGAGCGAAGCGUAAACAAGAAGCUAGAUGAGGUCCUCGGUGCCUUGAAGAAUACAGUCAACAAAGUGAUCAAUAUCCCCGGGCACGUCCGCCCCGGUAAAGAAGACGGUCAUGAACACUUCGGGUUCUUGGACGGUAUCUCCAACCCGGCUGUGGCUGGUGUCAACAAGGACCUAUCGGGCCAGGGACCGGUUCAACCUGGUGUCAUCCUGCUCGGCCGCGAUGGCGAUCCUGUCACGGACCGACAAGGCUGGACCAAAGACGGGAGCUUUCUAGCCUUCCGCUUCCUGCAGCAGCUUGUGCCUGAGUUUGACAGGUUCCUGGAACUCAACGCGCCUCGGGUCAACGAUCCUGCCGUGAACACUGCUGAGCUUCUCGGUGCUCGCCUCACCGGCCGCUGGAAGUCUGGCGCGCCCACUCAGGUCACACCUCUUCAUGACGACCCGAAGCUAGCGGCAGACCCGACCAGGAAUAAUGUGUUCACAUUCGACAAUGGUAACCAGGAGAAAUGCCCCUUCGCAGCCCACGUCCGAAAGAUGAACCCGCGUGGUGACAUCGACCAGGUCAAUGGGAUCAACCCGCAUCGUGUCAUCCGCCGGGGUAUCCAGUAUGGGCCUGAGGUCAAUGACAGAGAGAGGAAGCAACACAAGACAGAGAAGGACAGGGGAUUGUUGUUUGUCAGCUACCAGAGCAGCCUCGAAAAUGGAUUCCAGUUUCUGCAGAAGCGCUGGGCCAAUGCGACCAACUUCCCACCGGAUGCACCCCCGAACCAACUCCCCGGCUUCGACCCUCUCAUUGGACAGGUCGAUAACACGGUCCACAACGAAGGCCAAAGGUCAAUGACUGGGUCAAACCCGCAAAACGUUGCGGCGACCCUGGACCUAGGCUUCCAGGUUUGGGUAGUUCCGAAGGGUGGCGAGUAUUUCUUCUCGCCUUCGAUCUCUGUCCUCCGGGAUACCUUUGCAAAGAAUGCAAAUGGCGUGAAUGGGAUUCACGUGAAUGAGAAGGGCGUGAAUGAGCUGUAA